Messenger RNA from Plasmodium malariae, 363 nucleotides. RefSeq names its product conserved Plasmodium protein, unknown function. Bases 1 to 363 code for a protein of 120 amino acids. The transcript is spliced from 5 exons. The record is from RefSeq and is a predicted model, not a curated record. Lineage: Eukaryota; Apicomplexa; Aconoidasida; Haemosporida; Plasmodiidae.
AUGAGAUAUAGACUUUUUCCCCCCUUGACAUUUUUAAGUUAUUUAAGAAAAAUUCAUGUUUAUUAUUCCCCAGUAAGAAGCGAAAAAGCAGACGUUGCAAGAAGACUAAUUAUAUUUGCAUCUUCACAAAAAAUAAAACAAAAGUUUCCCCUAUUAAGUGUAUCAUGGGAAUUACUAGCAUAUGAAAACCCUCCCAUGGUAGAAGUGGAAUACUUAAAUGGAGAAAGAGAAAAGAUAAAUAUAGAAUAUUUCAGCGACAAGCAAAAGAAAGAGAUAAUUGACAAGUGGAAAUACACAGCAUCACUUGACCCCUUUCCCGAAGUUCUUGCACCUACCAUGAAAAAACCAAAAGAUGGUUUUUAG